AUGACCAAUUCGAAGCCGCCUUCCGAAUUGAAGGACCAUUGCUUGGUGGUAGCGGGGCACACCCUUUACGCAUACUCGGCAGAUGGCUUCUUCUCCAGAGCGCUCGCAGUGAACAGCACAUGGACCCCACUAGAUUCCGGUGUGGCCGUCUCAGGUGCAGUUUGCGUCAAGGGCGGAUAUGAGGGCAGUCAAAAUGCCGAUGAAGCUUUGUAUGUGGUUGGCGGGACCACCACAAAAUCAGAUCAAACAUACACAGGCCUUCAGCGCUAUUCCUUCCAAGAAGGCAAAUGGCAGACGCUGGGCACAGGAUCAUCCCCUUUGACCGGCCGAACAGGACAUGGUGCCGCCUUUAUCCCCUCCACUUCCUCAAUUAUCACUUAUGCUGGCACCACAAUUCCCGGGUCGGAAUCGGCGCUGUCGGCGGACGCAUUUCAGAUAUCAACCAAGACGCCAUACACCCCAUUAAGUCUGGUCAGUCAGGGAGCCCCAAAUCUUCGAUACCCCCAGCUGCACUCGUGGAACGCGACCCAUCUUGGUAUGUUUGGAGGAAAUGGCGGCAGCGAUAGCAUUUGGAUGUACAGCGAUGGUCCGGGUUGGCAAAUCUCGCCUUCAAGUCUUCCGCUCGAUGUUUCUCUAUCAACACCUCUCAAUCUGGUGUCUGGCCCGGGGGACAGCAAGAUUGCAGAACUGUUCGACAUGCAUUCCUCCCCCAAUUCUGUCACCAACUACGAGCUCAUCACCCCUGAGGGUCAGCCUCAAAGCCCUGCCAAGUCUGUUGGUGCGCCGUCUGUUAAAAGGAGCUCAGAUGUCUUCCCACCUUACAAUGCGACCUUCGCUCCGGCCCAGACCUGGAAAAACUACGCACUCGCUCAAGGGAACAAUGGCAUGGUAGUUCUCUCCAAUGGCCAGGCCAUUGACUCCUUGGCUCUCUAUAACCAUUCUUCAAAUAGCUGGGUCAACUCGACCGAGUUUUUCCAAGGGAAAAGUCUCCAACAACCUCUGACCGGGAGCACUUCAUCCUCUUCCAUGUCGAAAACGACCCCCACGGCCACUGCAACGAUAACACCUCCAGCGAUCACGUCUCCUGGUAUGACGACAGCGAGUGUCACGCCCAGUUCCACCCCGGCUCCGACGGUAGGUGCAACUGCAGAUAUGAGUUCUCACGACAGAAUCGUAAAGAUCGUGGGCGGGACUCUAGGAGGCGCGUGUGCGCUUUGUUUUAUUCUUCUCUUCAUCCUGUGGCUGCUGAAGCGUGAGCGAACCAAGCGCGAGCAGAUUGGACGCCCGCGUGUACAACACGGUUCAAACCGGAAGAGCUUCCAGGAUCAAGGAAUGCAAUCCUUGGCUAGAUCUGCGCAACCGAUGGGUCGCUCUGACGGCCCAGUCCCUGCAUCUGCACACGAUUCGUUUGCGAUAUUUUCGGGCGCCUACGCGCAGUCCCCAAAGACGUCGGCGCCUCCUCAGCUUGGCAUCCGCAAUGAGACGUCCACCGCACCCCACAAGAGCAAUUUCAACUCGAAUAUCGCGCCAAGCAGCCUUGCGCCAUCCACGAUAUACACUGCGGGCAUGAAUCGCACGAGCGCGACUUCGGCGGACUUUGAUAUUCUCCCUGGAGACCGUAACACUGACGACAACUGGGGAAAAUAUUUCAAGGAUACCACGGGUGUUGCAGCCCCAGCCAGUCAGCCAACUCAUCGCUCCGUAGCGAGUUCUAUCUACACCCAAUCCGACUAUCGCGGUAGUGCCUGGCCGAUGUCGACUCUGAACCCGCUCAACAUGAGUUUUCUCGAUCAACCAAAACCGUUGGGUCAGGUCUACAUGGGUAGUCCCACAACGUUAUUUGCAUCCUCCACCCACAGUCUCACGAUUCCGGAGGGGCAGAGCGCGCGUAUCUCCAGUGUCGACUCAAUCAGUUUGCAUAGUGAGGACGACCCACAUGACACCCGUUGGACGGACACGCAAGGCAGUCAGCCAAAUCGCCCCCCAAGCAGCGCCUACAGCCAAAGCAUGUAUUCCCGCUAUACGCGGGAUCUUCGAAGCGAUCCACACGAGAUGCCUCCGUUCAAGGGCAGUUCGCGGCCUAAUGCUCCCAUUCCUGAAUUUCCUGAUGAGUCACCCGUAGUCGGGCGAGGCAGCAAUGUCAAUGCCGACAUGAGUUGGCUGAAUCUACAGACUGGGAAGAUAUGA
Molecule: messenger RNA, 2187 nt
Organism: Penicillium diatomitis
Lineage: Eukaryota; Fungi; Ascomycota; Eurotiomycetes; Eurotiales; Aspergillaceae
Exons: 1
Coding region: 1-2187 (728 amino acids)
Molecular function (GO): protein binding
Source: RefSeq, a predicted model, not a curated record